Messenger RNA from Sinocyclocheilus grahami, 726 nucleotides. RefSeq names its product pre-mRNA-splicing factor 18. Gene Ontology annotation, cellular component: U2-type post-spliceosomal complex; U4/U6 x U5 tri-snRNP complex; U5 snRNP. NCBI's taxonomy places the organism in Eukaryota, Metazoa, Chordata, Actinopteri, Cypriniformes, Cyprinidae. The transcript is spliced from 7 exons. The annotation marks the transcript as partial. Gene Ontology annotation, biological process: generation of catalytic spliceosome for second transesterification step; RNA splicing. The record is from RefSeq and is a predicted model, not a curated record.
GUUUCUAAUGAGCAGCCUGUGAGACAGCUGGACAAGACUGAGGAGGAGGCACCUCCAUCUACAUCAUCCAAUCCUGUGUUAGAACUGGAGCUCACAGAGGAGAAGCUGCCAAUGACACUUUCCCGACAGGAGGUGAUCAGACGUCUGAGGGAACGUGGCGAGCCCAUCCGUCUGUUUGGGGAAUCCGAUUACGAUGCUUUCCAGAGACUCCGGAAGAUUGAAAUUCUAGCACCAGAAGUAAACAAGGGUUUGAGGAAUGAUCUGAAGGCUGCCAUGGAUAAGAUCGAUCAGCAGUAUCUGAAUGAGAUUGUCGGUGGAGCAGAGGGUGCUGAACUGGACACACAACAUGAUCUCAAAGUGCAUGAAGAAAAUACCACCAUCGAGGAGCUAGAGUUCUUGCUAGGAGUGUGGGCUAAAGAUCUAAACAGCCGAGAGGACCAUGUGAAGCGUAGUGUCCAGGGCAAACUCGCCAGUGCUACCCAAAAACAGACUGAAUCUUAUUUGGAACCUCUGUUCAGAAAACUACGCAAGAAGAAUUUGCCAGCGGAUAUUAAGGAGUCCAUCACAGACAUCAUAAAGUUCAUGCUGGAGAGAGAAUAUGUUAAGGCAAAUGAUGCUUAUCUGCAAAUGGCUAUAGGAAAUGCUCCAUGGCCCAUCGGUGUGACUAUGGUGGGUAUCCACGCUCGUACUGGACGUGAGAAGAUCUUCUCCAAACACGUCGCCCAU